Messenger RNA from Saccoglossus kowalevskii, 1104 nucleotides. Its product is annotated as kelch repeat and BTB domain-containing protein 8-like. Gene Ontology annotation, molecular function: protein binding. Lineage: Eukaryota; Metazoa; Hemichordata; Enteropneusta; Harrimaniidae. The record is from RefSeq and is a predicted model, not a curated record.
AUGUAUAGUGGAGAUGCCCGUAACAUCACAUUAGACUGUAUCAUCACUGCACAAUACCUGCAAGUACAUUUUCCAUUCAACCUCAUUGGCUAUUUAAAGAACCAUCUGGUACCAGCACAUUGUUUGAAAGUAUUACAGAUUGCAGACAAUGUUGAUGAACAACUUCACAGUGACACUCUACAGUACAUUCAACAGAAUUUUUGUCCGGAAGUCUACCUCCAGGAAGAAUUUAUUAAAGUGAGUUUGGAGAAUGUCAUAGAAAUAUUGUCAAGUGACAACCUGAAUGUGAAAUCUGAGGAGGAUGUUUUCCAUGUUUGUUACCAAUGGAUUGCAAUGAAUAAUAUCAAGGAUAGACAUAUCCAGCAGAAAGUGUUUGACUGUGUACGCAUCCCACUUUUGACAGAAUUAUUUACUGGGCAUGCUAGGGAUCUGCUGGAGAAUAUUGGUGUAGAAAUAAUGAUUUCAAAGCAAGACCAGCCACGUAUGUUCUUCCCAAAUGUGUGUGGAUGUUCCAAUGUAUCGUCACAAAUUACUCCGAGGAGAUCGAUGGUACACAAGUAUCUGCUUGUGCUCAGAGAAGCAAGACAUGUGGAAUCAGCAGUGGAAAUAUGUAUGGUGAAAAUGGAGGAUAACCCAAUAGCUCAUGAGUUAGUUUGCAGUGAUUCGCCCAAGGCACUGAUAGGUUUUUGUACAGUAUGUGUUGGUAACGACUUCUACGUUAUUGGAGGAUGGGACUUGAAUGAAGAGUGCCCCUGUUGGUGUAUGUGGAAGUUUGAUUUAAUAAAGCACACAUGGGACCAACUUCCAGCUUGCAUAACCAAACGAGUGAAUGCUUCAUGCACCUUCUCUGGUGACUUGAUAUACGUUAUUGGUGGCAGGCCAUCAGUUGAUGAUCAGGAUUCAGUCUAUCACAGUUUUGAAAAAUACAAUAUUACAACUUCAACCUGGACUGCUUUAAACGCUUUGUCUGAGUUUGCUGGUUUACACAACCUUUCUCUUGCAGCAUAUAAUGACAAUCUGUUUCUUCUAAGCACUCAUAAUUGUGAUGAUACUCCAAUGAAUCUCUACCAAUACUCCGUGAAUGAAGAGUGUGGACUACCAUGA